Protopolystoma xenopodis is the source of this 447-nucleotide messenger RNA. The record is from the annotation of a GenBank genome assembly. Lineage: Eukaryota; Metazoa; Platyhelminthes; Monogenea; Polystomatidea; Polystomatidae.
AUGGCCAAGUUCAAUCUAUCAUUUUGCACCAGAUCGGAACAGCAUGGCCCGUCUCUUUUCGACAUUCUAUCCGUUGGGCAAGUUCUUCGCCGCAGUGAUGCCCCAGCCUUCUCCACUUAUCACUCAGCCCUCAUUCAUAUUCUGCUACAGCAGAAUAUGACCGUGCCAUGGUUGACUGCCUCUCAACGGCCACCGACCAACCUGCAGGCUGGAUGCCUUGUCAGACAUGUGCCCCAACCUCCCGGUUGCCUCGGGCCUGCCUCCCCCCAGAGGCUCUCAAAGCCCUGUGCUCGUCGUCUCCACAAGCCUGGUCUGUGUCUAAACCACAUUUGGGCGGAGGCAGUUAUUGACGCAGCCAACUGGGCCUGCGAGGGGCGAACAACUGUCACUGUUCAUCUUCGUUUAGCCAGGCCACAAUUGGGAGUCUGUCCCCUGGACACCGAUUAG